GGCAGGUGCGGCGGCGCGCAGGCUCGCGGGGCGCGGGGACCGGCUGGGGCGGGGCGGCGCGCGCGAUCCCCGCGGGCCACACUGGCCGCCCUGCGCCCAGCAAGGGGCUUGUGCUCCGGCCCGCGGGCCCCAUGUUCACGGAGCUGCGGACCAAACUGAGCCCCCCGGGAGGCCGCGCUGGGGCAGUGCGCUCGGCCUUCGGGGAGCGCCAGGAUGUGGAAGCCACAGCCCACUUCAGCUUCUGCCGAACCCUGCUGGAGCACACAGUGUCUGCAGAAAGUAUUCCCCACCACGUGCCUCAGACACCGGGCACCAGCCUCACGUGGCAUGACUCCCGCAGCCAGAGGGCAGCUGGUGGCCGGCCAGUCAAGCUCCUGAAGCAGCCGGGCACUGAGGGCUCCCAGGCUCGGCUGUACUCGGACCACUGUGGCCUGUACCAUACCAGCCCCUCUCUGGGUGGUCUGACUAGGCCUGUGGUAUUGUGGAGUCAGCAGGACGUCUGCAAGUGGCUCAAGAAACACUGUCCCCACAACUACCUCGUCUACGUGGAGGCCUUCUCCCAGCAUGCCAUCACGGGUGUCAAGGGCAGGGCACUGCUGCGGCUGAACUCUGAGAAGCUGCAGAGGAUGGGGCUGGCGCAGGAGGCCCAGCGGCAGGAGGUCCUGCAGCAGGUGCUGCGUCUGCAGGUGCGCGAGGAGGGUCGGAGCCUGCAGCUGCUCAGCCAAGCUUCUUUCGGAAGCAUGUCCUAGCUGCUGCCUGAGGCUUGAAGCCCAGACCCCAGCACUGUGACCGGAGCCCAAGGCCAGGACGAGGCGGGACUGACUGCGCCCCGCCCAGAGCUUCAGGGGCCCCUCCCCGCCUGCCCCGCCCCGCCAGGGAGUCUGGUGGGACUCAGAUUGCCAACUGCAAGCCGCCCUGGGACGCACCCUGGGGGUGUGGGCAGGAGCUACUCCCAGGACUUGAGCUCAAUCCCACCGGCUGGUGUUGCUGGCAGCAUGUGUGGCAGCCACCUGGGCAGAGAGGGGUUUGGACAGCCCUUCCCGACUCCCCACACUAUUUAUACUCCAGUCACCCAAGGUAGUGCUCUCCCACCCAGUCUACAGUGCAAUCCUGUGCCCUCCCCAGCACUCGGCAGUUGUAGUGGGAUAGUGUGUCUAGGGUCCCCUUGGAGUGCCCCCGCUCCACCCAGGCCCAGCCCACCUUCCAGAUAGUCACUAUCAGCAUCCACUCUGCCAGGCGCUGUGCCAAGUGAAGUCCUCACCACAAUCCAUCAGUCAGGGGAGUCUAGGGACAGAGGCUAGGCAGGGCCCUAGUGUCCAAGACCUCAGGUGGCCCGGUGUGAACCUGAACCUGGUGCCUGGCACUGGGCUCAGCUGUGUCCUGGUCUCCCAGACUCAUGGAGGCUGCCUUCUGGGGGUAGUGCUGGGUAGGUGUGCCUGUUGUCCCUUUCUUGGGGAACCUGGCAUGACACAGAGAAUGUCUUUAAGGGCAUGCAUCCACCCACCCUGUGCCCACCAGUUCCUGAGCACCUGCUCCCUGAUCCAGAGGUCCUACGUUUGGGGGCCGGAGCUGCCUGACAGAGGGACAGCAAGGGAAGUCCUAGCAGCCCCCACCCUCUACCCCCCCCAACUCUGGGACUCUGGAAACCUCAGGAACAGAUGAGGCUGAGCACUCGGUCUCCUCUCUGUGCCCUGAGCAGAUCUCUGGAUGGGAGGCUGGUUGUGGCAGGUCCCCAGUGGGACUAAGACAACUGGCCUGGUGCCCCCCAUCCUGUUGCCCUCAAAGCAAGCCCUUGUGUCCUGUCUGACUGUCCUGAGUGUCCCUGGCCACUUCAUGUCAUCACCAUGAUGUCCUUCCCAGAAGGCCCUUCUUGUCUUUACCCCCUCCUCUGUCUUGCCCCCAGCCCCACCCCCCUGCUCCUGUGUUACCUUCCCCGUUUUGGCGUUCACUUUUUUAUACUCUGACAAAAAGACCAGAAAAUAAACCUGGUUCUUAAGUGC
Messenger RNA from Erinaceus europaeus (western European hedgehog), 2000 nucleotides. RefSeq names its product sterile alpha motif domain containing 10 (gene SAMD10). The record is from RefSeq and is a predicted model, not a curated record. Lineage: Eukaryota; Metazoa; Chordata; Mammalia; Eulipotyphla; Erinaceidae. Gene Ontology annotation, molecular function: protein binding. The coding region runs from base 132 to 749 and encodes 205 amino acids. Gene Ontology annotation, biological process: cell surface receptor protein tyrosine kinase signaling pathway. The transcript has 5 exons. Gene Ontology annotation, cellular component: cytoplasmic side of plasma membrane.